CGGGAAAAAUAAAUAGACUUUUAUUACUUGCUCUCGAACAUUCAUUUUGUGUAUUUGUAUAGAGGAGAUCGAUUUAGACACCGAAGCAGUGGGAAUAGAUAAUUAAGCGCGCAGUGUGCGCGCAGCCAUCAAGACAGAGUGUUCUACGCAGAAUAGAUCGGAGAAAUCACCACCAUGUCAUCUUCAUUUGAUGAAUCGGUUUCAUCAACUCGUCCAUUUGAUGAUGAUAAUUACUUAGGUUAUGAUCCUCGUCUUCCUUCUCAACGGUUUGACUCAUUCAACGCUUCUACAAAUUUCACUGAUAACGAUUCUCUCAAAGAUGGUGGUGAUGAUAAUACAUCGUUGCCGAUCUUUAAUGAUGAUGAUGGUAUGUUUUCAUCUCAUCAUCAACCGAUUCCUGAUACUCCUUCUCCACAAGCACCGAUCUAUGGUUCUGGUUCUGGUUUCUCACCGUUUGAAUCUGAAUUGAAUGGUAAACAUCAUCUUGAUGUUGACGAUGAUGUUUUUGGCCAAUCUGAUGGUCCAGUUUUGCCACCACCUGAUCAGAUGCAGGAUGAAGGUUUCGCUCUUCGUGAGUGGAGAAGGGUGAAUGCUAUUCAGUUAGCAGAGAAAGAGAAAAAUGAGAAAGAAAUGUUGAAUCAAAUAAUAGAUGAAGCCGAUGAGUACAAAAUUGAGUUUUACAGAAAGAGGCAGGUCGCUAUGGAGAGCAACAAAUCCUUAAACAGGGAAAAAGAGAAGCUCUUUGUGGCCAAUCGAGACAAGUUCCAUUCUGAGGCUGACAAGAAUUACUGGAAGGCUAUUGCUGAGCUCGUCCCUAAUGAAGUCCCAGCUAUAGAGAAGAGGAGGGGGAAGAAGGACCAGGACAAGAAACCAUCAAUUGUUGUGGUUCAAGGGCCAAAGCCUGGUAAACCAACUGACCUCGCUAGGAUGCGACAGAUUUUAACGAAGCUCAAGCACAAUACACCUGCACACAUGAAGCCUCCACCACCAGGUGCUGAUAAAGAUGCUAAAACUGGAGCUGCUUCCAAAGACGCUAAAACUGGAGUUGCUGCUAAAGACGGGAAAACUGGACUGGCCACUGCUUCCUCUAAGGCUCCAGCUGUGACUACUGCCGCUGUAUCAGCUACAGCUUAAGAGCAAGAAAAAAUUGAAAUGGAGAGUGUUUAUUCUUGUUUUCAGGAAAAAGUGGCAUUUCGUGUAAUAUUGAUGAUGAUUUGGUUGAAGUUGAUAGAAGUAGUAACUAAAGCGUGAAUAUGGGAAUAAGGAGUUUUCUAUAAUCAUAUUUUUUACUUCAAGCGUA
Messenger RNA from Papaver somniferum (opium poppy), 1300 nucleotides. Its product is annotated as clathrin light chain 2-like. Lineage: Eukaryota; Viridiplantae; Streptophyta; Magnoliopsida; Ranunculales; Papaveraceae. The coding region runs from base 175 to 1134 and encodes 319 amino acids. The record is from RefSeq and is a predicted model, not a curated record. Gene Ontology annotation, molecular function: clathrin heavy chain binding; structural molecule activity. Gene Ontology annotation, biological process: clathrin-dependent endocytosis; clathrin coat assembly; intracellular protein transport. The transcript has 3 exons. Gene Ontology annotation, cellular component: clathrin coat of trans-Golgi network vesicle; plasma membrane; clathrin coat of coated pit.